Messenger RNA from Penicillium vulpinum, 1461 nucleotides. RefSeq names its product nucleoporin FG repeat-containing protein. Gene Ontology annotation, cellular component: nuclear pore. Gene Ontology annotation, molecular function: structural constituent of nuclear pore. Lineage: Eukaryota; Fungi; Ascomycota; Eurotiomycetes; Eurotiales; Aspergillaceae. The transcript is spliced from 3 exons. Gene Ontology annotation, biological process: nucleocytoplasmic transport. The record is from RefSeq and is a predicted model, not a curated record. The coding region runs from base 1 to 1461 and encodes 486 amino acids.
AUGUUUGCUCCCAAGGCAGCGGCACCUGCCACAGGGCUUUCUCUCAACACGACCUCCACAAAUUCUUUGUUCGGCGGUAACACAGCCACAUCCACAGCUACGCCCGGCGCAACCAAUACUAGCAGUCUCUUUGGGAACGCUGCGAGCGCAGCAGCACCCAAACCAGCAGGAGGCUUGUUCGGCGCUCCAGCCACAGGAACCACAACACAAGCACAACCGACCGGAUCCAACAUGUUUGGAGGUCAACAGCAGAGCAGUACGGCCGGUAGCAACCUUUUCGGGAGCGCAAAUACCACGACACCGGCUUCUGGGGCUGGGACGAGCUUGUUCGGUGGAGCGACUGCUGGUGCUGGCACCAACACGACUCAAGGAACAACAGGCGGCGGCUUGGGUGGUAGCACUCUUUUCGGCGGCGGUACAUCUACAACUCAAACUCAAGCAAAGCCAGCCUUUGCUGGACUCGGUGGACUCGGCGGUGGGCUUGGUGGAGGAUUAGCAGGAGGCACUACAGGAGGCCUAUUUGGUGGCGGCCAGAGCACAACCCAACAACAACAACCUCAAAAACCUACCCUCUCUCUCUUCGGCCAGCCAGCGCCCGCACAAACCACACAACCACUACAACAGAACACCACUACCGCUGCCAGCACGGUUAUCCCAGGCGUGAAAGUUGACGUCAGCAAUCUCCUACCAACCACAAAAUUCGAGAGUUGUGCAGAUGAGAUCCGUAACCAAAUUGAGGCUAUUGACAAGCACAUCCUGAACCAGAUGAAGAUGUGCCAUGAGGUCGGGGAUCUGCUACCAACUAUCGAGCAGCAGGGUGCCACAAUUCCCAAUGAUGUGGAAUUCGUACAAGGCAAACUGGAGACUAUUCAGCACGCGCUUGAGAACGAUGCCAGUGACAUUGAUGCUCUGCGCAGCCUUGUUACGCGGGAUGCGGCCGAGGCCCAAGUUGCCUUCCGAGCCAUUGAUACGUUGAAGCUCCCUCUGCAAUACCAGUCAACUGGGGGUGGCUGGUGGUCUGUGCAAGAUCAACAGAUUCCAGAGCGAUCUAUGCGCUCGAGCCGCAAAAACACACUUGCUCUUCCUGACGGCGUUGAGGGUGACGCAUCUACUGACGUCAAUGGAAUCCCCGUCAACCUGGUGGAUUACUUCUCUCAUCGCUCGAAGGAGAUGAAGGAAGCUCUUACAAGAUAUACCGGCAACCUCAAAGAGAUCGAAGACCAUCUUCACGGUGUCGAGGCUACGCUCAACCGGCAAAUCAGCGACUUUGUGAGCUCCAAGUCUCGUGAGGCAGCUGCGGCGACACCCCGAUCUACCAACGCUGAACUUGCCGAUGUUUUCGCAGAUGUCGAGGUUGGCAUAAUGGGAGUUGCCACUCGUCUGAGCAAUGUGUCUGAACAAGUACAAGAUCUGUCAAUUGGGCAACAGUCCCUUGGCGAUGGGCGUCUUCAUCUGGGAUAG